Columba livia (rock pigeon) is the source of this 1602-nucleotide messenger RNA. RefSeq names its product histone H1.01. Bases 44 to 703 code for a protein of 219 amino acids. Gene Ontology annotation, biological process: nucleosome assembly. Lineage: Eukaryota; Metazoa; Chordata; Aves; Columbiformes; Columbidae. The transcript has a single exon. Gene Ontology annotation, molecular function: DNA binding; structural constituent of chromatin. The record is from RefSeq and is a predicted model, not a curated record. Gene Ontology annotation, cellular component: nucleosome.
CAGCCCAAUUGUCUUCGUCUGCUCCGCAGAGGACGUUGCUGCGAUGUCGGAGACCGCUCCCGCCGCCGCCCCCGAUGCGCCCGCACCCGCUGCCAAGGCUGCCGCCAAGAAGCCGAAGAAAGCGGCGAGCGGCUCCAAAGCCCGCAAGCCCGCGGGCCCCAGCGUCACCGAGCUGAUCACUAAGGCCGUGUCCGCCUCCAAGGAGCGUAAGGGGCUCUCGCUCGCCGCGCUCAAGAAGGCGCUGGCCGCCGGCGGCUACGAUGUGGAGAAGAACAACAGCCGCAUCAAACUGGGACUUAAGAGCCUUGUCAGCAAGGGCACCCUGGUUCAGACCAAGGGUACCGGUGCCUCCGGUUCUUUUCGCCUCAACAAGAAACCUGGAGAAGUGAAGGAAAAAGCACCCAAGAAGCGGGCAGCUGCUGCCAAACCGAAGAAGCCUGCAGCUAAGAAGCCUGCCAGUGCUGCCAAGAAGCCCAAGAAAGCAGCGGCGGUGAAGAAGAGCCCUAAGAAAGCCAAGAAGCCGGCGGCCACCACGGCGAAGAAAGCGGCUAAGACUCCUAAGAAAGCAGCUAAAGCUGGCCGCCCCAAAAAGGCAACGAAGAGCCCGGCCAAGGCAAAGGCAGUGAAGCCCAAAGCAGCCAAGCCCAAGGCGGCCAAGCCCAAAGCAGCCAAGGCAAAGAAGGCGGCGCCCAAGAAGAAGUAAAUCGUACCAGAAAGAAGAGGCCUUCUCUACCCAUUUUGCUAUUCAACGGCUCUUUUAAGAGCCACCCACACUUUCCCUAAAGGAGCUGAGGCACCGAGGUCGGCAGUAACCUUACAGCAAGGAUCCAGUAAUUCGUAAGUCGUCAGAGGUCAAUUGUGUCUUUUGUCUCCUGCGAUUAACGAAAAAAAAAAGCUAACGAGCACAGUAUAUUGCGGUGGCUUUGGGGAAGUGUUAGACUUACAUCUUUUGCCGAGUAAUUGGCUUGAUUACCGGGAAGCAAUGUUUUAUAAUAACGAUUUGUUAAAAAAAAAAAAAAAAGUGCUUUUUUUUAAGAACAUAUUUUGUUACAAAAGUAAUGCAAUUACCAGGCACGCUACUACUGAGCCAUGUCUAAUCUCUUGUAUUAUUUCUCGUGUCUCCGUAAAUGCUUUUAUCUCUUUGGGGGAGGAGGGCUUUCCUUACUGACCCGAAAAUAGACCUGAGCUUCCAUUCCUUUUGUUCUCGAUGAGAAAGAAAAGGAUCUUAAAAUAUUGAAAAAGACCGCCCUGACUAAGGAUUGGCCAGCAGAGAGCUCGGCCCGCUACCCCUCCCCCCUACCCCUCCACCCCCCCUUUCCCAAAGAGGAUUACGCCUUGAAUCUCUGAUGCUGUUCCAGCCACUCUCAGAGAAAAAAAAAGCGGAAGAAGGGGGAGGGACAUGAGCUAUCGCCGAAAUACACUGUUAUUGUUCCCAUGUUCUCUGGCGUAAAGAGCUAAACAGAAAAUAGCCCAUACUAGGAAGAAUUUGCUUUGGGGAGACGUUUUGGCACGACUUCGUGUUAACGAAAACAUAGAAAGUGUCGCUAUCAGUACCAAACCAAAAAUGCUGUUAAUAAAAAUUGAGAAAAAAACAAAACAAAA